Molecule: messenger RNA, 453 nt
Organism: Telopea speciosissima
Lineage: Eukaryota; Viridiplantae; Streptophyta; Magnoliopsida; Proteales; Proteaceae
Product: auxin-responsive protein SAUR21-like
Exons: 1
Coding region: 132-437 (101 amino acids)
Biological process (GO): response to auxin
Source: RefSeq, a predicted model, not a curated record
UAUAUACAUAACAAUACAUACCAAAGGCAACACCCAAUACUUGGUCUAGCUUUCCUUUGCUCUUUUGAUUCUUUGAGAUCUUUAAAUUCUCUUGUUCUUGUUCUUCUAAAGAUCCUCAUUCACACAAAACCAUGGGUAUCCGUUUGCCUGGGAUGAUUCAAGCUAAGCAAAUCCUCCGAAGAUCUCUUUUGCGUGCAAACCAUUUAGCAACCGAUGUUCCUAAAGGUCACUUAGCAGUUUAUGUGGGUGAGGCACAGAAGAAGAGAUUUGUGGUUCCAGUGUCCUACUUGAACCAGCCAAUAUUUCAAGACUUGCUAAGUCAGUCUGAAGAAGAAUUUGGGUUUGAUCACCCAAUGGGUGGUCUUACAAUUCCAUGCAAAGAAGACACCUUCAUCGAUCUCACUUCUCGUUUGAAUGGCCUGUGCAUGAGAAAAUAGGAAACCGGGAGGGAAA